This is a messenger RNA of Onychomys torridus (southern grasshopper mouse), 5356 nucleotides long. It is a transcript of the gene Gabrq, whose product is annotated as gamma-aminobutyric acid type A receptor subunit theta. Gene Ontology annotation, biological process: signal transduction; nervous system process; regulation of membrane potential. The record is from RefSeq and is a predicted model, not a curated record. The transcript has 11 exons. Bases 174 to 1865 code for a protein of 563 amino acids. NCBI's taxonomy places the organism in Eukaryota, Metazoa, Chordata, Mammalia, Rodentia, Cricetidae. Gene Ontology annotation, molecular function: extracellular ligand-gated monoatomic ion channel activity; GABA-A receptor activity; neurotransmitter receptor activity. Gene Ontology annotation, cellular component: membrane; neuron projection; synapse.
CACCCAGUUUCGGCCCUGAGUGGUAGCAGACAGAACGCAACUCCCAGCAGCUAGGCGUGCCCUGUGGACCACUGCGUUGGGGAGAACUGUUUUUCCCUGCUCUAGGCUCCAGACGGUCUCCACACUCCCUGCUCCCUUCAGCUGUCCGCUGCCAUUCCCGGAGCAUCGCAGCCAUGGGCAUCCGAGGCAUGCUGCGAGCUGCCGUGCUCCUGCUGCUCAUCAGGACUUGGCUUGCAGAGAGCAACGGCCCCAAUCCCACCCCGAAAUUCCACUUCGAGCUCUCCUCCAGCAUGCCCGAAGUCAUACUGGAUCUCUUCAACUGCAAAAAUUGUGCAAAUGAAGCUGUGGUUCAAAAGAUUUUGGACAGGGUGCUAUCAACAUAUGAUGUCCGACUGAGACCGAAUUUUGGAGGUGCCCCUGUGCCUGUGUCAGUAUCUAUCUAUGUCUCCAGUAUUGAACAGAUCUCAGAAAUAAAUAUGGACUAUACAAUCACGAUGUUUUUGCAUCAGACCUGGAAGGACACGCGCUUAGCAUACUAUGAGACCAACCUUAACCUGACUCUGGACUAUCAUAUGCAUGAGAAGCUGUGGGUCCCUGACUGCUACUUUGUGAAUAGCAAAAAUGCCUUUGUGCAUGAUGUAACUGUGGAGAAUCGUGUGUUUCAGCUUCACCCAGAUGGAACAGUGAGAUACGGCAUCCGGCUUACCACAACAGCAGACUGUUCCCUGGAUCUGCAAAAAUUCCCUAUGGACAAGCAAGCCUGCAAGCUGGAGGUGGAGAGCUAUGGCUAUACCGUCGAAGACAUUGUGUUAUCCUGGGAAGAUGAGAAUGCCAUCCACAUUACUGAUGAGCUGCACAUCCCUCAGUUUACCUACCUGGGGAGGACAAUUACUAGCAAGGAGGUGUAUUUCUACACAGGCUCCUACAUGCGCCUGAUAGUGAAGUUCCAGGUUCAAAGAGAAGUCCACACUUACCUUGUGCAGGUCUAUUGGCCCACAGUCCUCACCACCAUUCUCUCCUGGAUAUCAUUUUGGAUGAACUAUGAUUCCUCUGCUGCCAGGGUGACAAUUGGCCUAACUUCUAUUCUUGUCCUGACCACCAUCGACUCACAUAUGCGAGAUAAACUCCCCCAUAUUUCCUGUAUCAAAGCCAUUGACAUCUACAUCCUUGUGUGCCUGUUCUUCGUGUUCCUGUCCCUGCUGGAGUAUGUCUACAUCAACUAUCUUUUCUUCAGCCAAGGACCUCAGCACAAUCGCAGGAGAUGCAAGAAACCCAGGAGAGUUGUUGCCCGAUACCGCUACCAAGAAGUGGUGGUGGGAAAUGUGCAGGAUGGCCUGAUUAAUGUGGAAGACAGAGUGGAAGACAGAGCUGAUCCUCUUCCUGACAGCCCCAUGCAGGCUCAUCUGGCAAGUCUGGAAAGUCUUGGGUCCUUGGUGUUCACUUCAGAGCAGGCCCAGCUGGCUACCUCGGAAAGCCUGAGCCCACUCUAUUCCACCUCAAGCCAGGCCCAAUUGGCCACUGGAGAAAGCCUGAGUGAUCUGCCCUCCACCUCUCAGCAAAUAGUGCAUGAUUGUACCAUUCACUUUCAUGGCUUCCUCUCUAAUGACAGUAUUAUCCCCAUCAAAAUCCACAACCAUUCUGAGGCCCAUGGUGAUGAAGACUCUGAAGAGAGCCUAAGCUCUGAAAGCCAUGGCCAUGACAGCAGCCCCAGUGGAAGGCUCAUGUUCCACAGUGGCCAGAGGUGUGUGCAAGAAGCAAGUUGGGACCUUGAUAAGAUUGAGAGCUUACAGGAUGACAUCAGUAUCAAGAGCAGCUGGCUUGGCCUUGAUGAACUAUUGCAUAGUAAGUGUCAACGAGCUCCCUGACCCAUCACAUCGUUGGAUCCUCACAGGAGCCCUGUGAGCCACGAAAGACAAAGCACCUUGUCCCCAGUGUUCCAAGGAAAAAGUGGAGUUUGUGUGCCAUGCUUAUGGAUACCUAUUCUUUCUCCUUAUCUACCUAACUCUCAACUGAUGCACUCCCCUUCUGCCUCUUCCCUUUUGCUCAAAGGAACAUCCCUACAGAAUCUACCUGUCGGGCUGCCAAGCAAGAGGCUACUGAGCAGCCACUGAGCAUGAACUGAGCAGAUGGAGAAUAUGGCCCUGUCCACUCAACAGGGCUCCUGAUGACAGUAUGAUGAGUCUGCGCACCAACCUGCCAGGAAGCACCAGCUCAUUGAUGGAGGUCAUGAGAGAGCUUUUCCUAGCAUUCAAUCUAUUUCCCCCCUUAUAGACAGCCUCUCCUUCAGCCCUAUACCCCACUGCCCACCUACCUCUUUAUACUUCAGUGUUUAUAUAUUUCUGUGUAUCCCUGGGGAUGAGUGCGCAUGCAUCCAAGUAGAUCUAUGUGCCAUACAACCAUUUGAGAAGCUGAAUAGCACUACAGUAGUGUAAAUCUAUGUUAGUAUGUAUGAAUGCAUAUCUGUACUGUGUGGAUGAAUAAUUUAAAUGUAUACAUCUCUAUUACAGUGUCAGUUGUAUACAUGUGUACCUAUAUUAACACAGGUGAAUGCUUUCUGUGUACAUUUCUAGAAAGUAUAUGUCUAUAUACCUGUGUUGGUCAAAUUUAGUUUGUGUUAAAGGACAUACAUCAAAAACCCUAUGUAUUCCCUGUUGGAGGUUCUUUUGGAAACAUCAGGACUCUAGUGACCUGUUUUGACACAGUGGGGAGAGUCUUGUUUAGCUGAACUAACUGUUUCUUUCUAGUUCUAGGGAGCCAGGGAGUAGGGUCUAUUGGUUUCUAUCAACUCCUCAUUCUUCUGCCACCCAUCUCUGCUGUGUCCUAGGUAGAAGACCCAGAGGAAGUGAACAUAGUCCUAAGAAGAGGUAAUGUUAGUGCCUUGUGGCUAGAGAGUAAUUGGUCCAUGGGAUAAACUUGGAGUGCUGAACAUUUUGCUUGAUGCUGAAAGGUGCCAAAAGAUGAACUGGGAAUAGAAAUAAGGUGUGGACAAUGGGGUAGGGAUUCAGAGACUUGGAGAAAAGGUUAUUUAUAAUUUAAAAUUCAUUCCAUUACCCUACUCACUAUGUGAGCCUGACACAGAUGAGGAUUGGUUGCAGCUACAGAGAAGCAUGCAGUGAAAGGAUGUGCCCAGAAUGUUGGGUACCAACAGCUGCAUUCUAAGAACCAAAGGUGCCUGAGAUGUCUGUGGACAAGGACUGUGGUGGUGGGCCUAUUGGAGAAGUAUAUUUGUAGCUUAUCCUAGGGCAGUUGUUGGCUGUUUGAAUAGGCCCCAAACUCUACCUUGAAUUUGAAAUUUGAACACUACUGACUUUAGCUCAAUUCAAGGAAAGAUUCAGAGAAGUGAAAGUGGAAAGAAGCCCAGGUACUGACUAGAUGGUCGCAGUGUAUUGCCCUUCUCUUCUCCACACAUAGAUGCAUUCCAGACUCACAUGCAGCCACACACACCCAUGCCAUCACACAUGCAUGCAUACAUAUCAGGAGUACCCACAUUUCUAGUUAUACUCACAGGCAUAGCCAGACAUACACACUCACAAAUAGAGAUGUAUAUACUCACACAUACUUUUAAGACAACUCAAAACAAGGAAGUUACUACCCAAAUGUCUAAGAUUGCCUCUUUUGUUUUGGGAAGCCAGCACAAAGAGAUCCAGAUUAAAGGGACAACAGAGAGCUCUCAUCUGGAAUCUGCACAUUCAUUGGCUGUGUUCUAGGAUUAGGAGCCCUACAAUCUUGAAGUGUUGAACAUAUCAUUAGAGUAAAGUUACAAAAAGGAAUUGGAGUAGUGGGAACAAAGGGGCAGCAGAGGAAGGGCAGAGAGGCCAGAUGUAAAUAUCCAUAUAGCUAGAUAUAUCAUACCCUUAAAAGACUAUUUUGCCCUAAUGUGCUGCAACAAAAGCAGUUAAAUUCUACUGUGAUUCAUACCCCGUGAGGUUAAGUGUUAAAGUGCUGUGGAGAUUUGGCAAUGACAACUUUUCAGGAACUUGAAUCUUCUGGUUUUUCCAUGUCUGUGGUCUCUCUUACUUAAAAGUUUCCAGAUCUCCCCUUGUGUUCUGUGUGUGGUCUAUUGUCCAUUGUCAAGCCUGAUUCUAGCUGUUCCUAGUCCUCUUCCCGUGCAGGCAUACCCUCUCUAUCUGGCUGCCUAUGUCCUUUUCCCAAUGUCCCCCAACACCAAGCAAUUGCUGAAGCACAGAGGACCUGCUCCUGGAGUUCAGCCAGUCCAAGAGCUUGGACAGACAGAAGAGCCUUACUGGAUCUGGGAUGGAGCAACCCCACUUUACUACUCUCCUGUCUUGCCCUCCCCUUACCUUUUACUCUAGAAUCCCUAACCAAGCAGGACACUAGCUGUCUGUCUUUCCAAAUCGUCAUUUUGUUGAAGAAAUGUGUGAUGCAUUUCCUGCCCAGUUUGAUUUGCACUGUGAGGUGUCUGCAGAAAGAAUAAUAUGUUGGGUCUUAAUGGAGUUCAUCCAAUGUAUUCUUAAAUUUGUGUCAUCCUCAAUAGUUGCAAGGCUGCAAACUCUUGGCAUACUUAGAAGGAAGUUUUGCUGAGAUUGUGACCAUUCCUAAUGAGGGUUCCUUAUGUAUAUACAGUAUACACCUUAAGCUAUUAACUACUGAAUGCAUUCACUAAGCACUCCAUCUGCAUGACCCUAUGGUAGUAAGAAGGAACUUUCUAGCUACUCCACAACCCAAUAUCCAAUGUUAUUGUAACUGUCCUACCAAAAGUGAAGUACAUUCAUGUUUGUUGUAUAAUAUCCUGUGAUUAAUAUGAAAUCUACAUUAUCAGUGUUGGGCUUUCAAGGGAGGGGAAAAAUUAAAGUAUCUCUCUGAUAUACUUAAAUUAUGAAAUAUGGCAACUGGUCAGGGUCAUCAUGUGGAAGUGUGUCAGAAUUUGCACCCACCAUCAUGCCAGACUGUAUCCCUGGGAUCAGUAUUUAUCAGCAAAGGUACAGGUAUCAGAAUUUUGCACAGUACUAUAGUAGAUGACUUUAGAUGACACCAGAUGAUUCUUCCAAUGGCAACUAAGUUAAUAACAUUCUAGAAGCAGAUGAACUAUGGUGAAGUCACAUACAUAAAGAUCUUCAGCAGUGGUAUUGGGCCAAGACAGUGAAAAGCAAUAAAGAGAAUGAAUAAUAGCUGAGUGGCCUGGGUGGUCUGACCUGCAAGGGUCAUAGAGUAGCAGAGCUUCACUAGAAUACUGGGUACACACACUGAGCUCAUUAAUCGACAUUCAUGUAAGAAAAAGACCUUAACAAGUCCUGAUUUCAAGAAAGUGAAACAUGAAGAAGCAUAAUCUUAUGCUUCUGAAAAAUAUACAGAAAUAAAUAAAAACAUGUAAGUAGCAAUAAGCAAAAUAAAGAUC